Molecule: messenger RNA, 1788 nt
Organism: Danio aesculapii
Lineage: Eukaryota; Metazoa; Chordata; Actinopteri; Cypriniformes; Danionidae
Gene: angptl6
Product: angiopoietin-like 6
Exons: 7
Coding region: 308-1777 (489 amino acids)
Source: RefSeq, a predicted model, not a curated record
UGUUUACAGAUCCUCUGACAGGAGCUGAUCUUCCUGCUUUAAAAGUUUACUGUCAGUCUGGGAGUCUGCCUUUGAACAUCUCCACUGAAGAGCAGCUGGAGCUCCAACCAAGCGUCCACCACUGAAGUUGUGCUCAGUUAUUAAAGCCAUCUUAUUGAUACUUUUGGUUACAUGGAUAUUGUGGUGUUUUAGAUAUAAAGGCCACAGAUUAGACCAUUUGCUCUAAAAGCUUGGAUCAAAAACCAAAAACAGAAGAUCAUCCCGUGAUAUAACUGAGCAGGCUUCUAUCUGACAGUUAAUUGGAUCUAUGGAGAUGCCAGCAUCUUCUGCCUUGCUUCUCCUGCUAUUUUGUCCUGGGUUGUUUUGUGUAGAUGGACGCAAGGAAUCCGUCAGUUCAGGCUCCUCGAAGGGUGAUGAUGCUAACCAGAAAAGACCAUCUAGAGCUUCAGAGUCUAAAACUAACCGCUGUUCCUACACCUUCAUCGUGCCUCAGCAAAAGCUAACAGGGGCUCUUUGCGUGAGCACCGAGACGGCGCGGGUAAACCGCUCUGAGGUGGCGUCUCUGCGUGCACUGCUGGAGCGGCAGCAAGAUCAGCUGGAUCAGAUGCGCGGGCGUCUGGAGGAGGAAGGUACUCUGGCCAGUGAGAUGAGGAUUCUGCGGAGGGAGAGCGUCAAUAUGAAUGCCCGCAUCGCACAGCUCUACGCCCAACUACUCAGCGAGAUCAUCCAGAAGAAGGAGCAGGCGGAGGAGCAACGGCGGCUCGAGGGGUUGCUGCUUAAUGCUACAUCACAGCUGCUUCAGGCGUCCAGCAAUUACAGAGACCUGGAAAAAAAGUAUGACACACUCGCUUCUCUAGUGAACAACCAGAGCCAGAUAAUCACCCUUCUGGAGAAACAGUGCCAGCUCAAGACUCCCACUAAAGAGCUGCAGGAAGCGACAUCACUUCCGAUUCAACAGUCGAGCGUGUUGGUGAAUAUAAACACAGAGCCUAAAGAUGUCCAAAGAGACCAAAGUGCUCCUUUUCAUCAGGCACACGCUCCUCAAGAACCGCUGGAGACCUUUGAUGAUUCUCCCGGUCCACCAACUGAGACACCCUUCAUCAGUUUUCCCAGCACUAAAUCUCCAGGGCCUUGGCACGACUGUCAUAAUGUGCUGGAAUCAGGAGAGAAAACCAGUGGCAUCUACCUGCUGCGGCCACGCAACACCAACCGUCUGCUGCAGGCCUGGUGUGACCAGAGCAGAGCUCAGGGUGGCUGGACUGUUAUCCAGAGAAGACAGGACGGCUCCGUCAACUUCUUCAGGACCUGGGACCAGUACAAGCAAGGCUUUGGGAAUCUGGAUGGAGAAUACUGGCUGGGUCUGGAGCACCUGUACUGGCUCACUUCUCAAGCCACCUACAAGCUGCAAGUAGCUAUGGAAGACUGGCAAGGACGACAGGUCUAUGCAGAGUAUGACAGCUUUCGGGUGGAACCAGAGAGUGACUGGUAUCGUCUACGGUUAGGCAGCUAUCAAGGCACAGCAGGAGACUCCCUCUCAUGGCACAAUAAUAAAGCGUUCACCACUCUGGACCGUGAUAAGGAUGCCUACACAGGUAACUGUGCUCACUACCAGAAGGGUGGUUGGUGGUACCACAUGUGUGCCCACUCCAACCUGAAUGGUGUGUGGUACAGAGGCGGCCAUUACAGAAGUCGAUAUCAAGAUGGUGUCUACUGGGCAGAGUUCCACGGAGGAUCAUACUCUCUAAAGAAAGUGGCCAUGAUGAUCAAACCUGCAUGAGAUUUACCUAA